Didymella exigua CBS 183.55 is the source of this 657-nucleotide messenger RNA. Its product is annotated as peroxiredoxin TSA1. The record is from RefSeq and is a predicted model, not a curated record. Bases 1 to 657 code for a protein of 218 amino acids. Gene Ontology annotation, molecular function: thioredoxin peroxidase activity. Gene Ontology annotation, cellular component: cytosol. Lineage: Eukaryota; Fungi; Ascomycota; Dothideomycetes; Pleosporales; Didymellaceae. The transcript has 2 exons. Gene Ontology annotation, biological process: hydrogen peroxide catabolic process; cellular response to stress; cell redox homeostasis.
AUGUCUUUCCCUGCCUACACCCCCAAGGCCCGCGUCCAGAAGCCCGCGCCCGCCUUCUCUGGCACCGCUGUCGUCGAUGGCGCCUUCGAGGAUGUCAGCCUCACCCAGUACACCUCCAACAAGCAGUGGCUGGUCCUCGGCUUCGUGCCCAUGGCCUGGACUUUCGUGUGCCCGACCGAGAUCCUGGCGUUCAGCGACCGCGCACCCGACUUCGAAGCCCGCGGCGCCCGCGUCGUAUUCGCGUCGACUGACUCGGAGUACUCGCUCCUCGCCUGGACCAACACAUCGAAGAAGGACGGCGGCCUGGGCAAGAUCAACAUCCCCCUGCUGUCGGACAAGAACCACUCCAUCAGCAAGGACUACGGCGUGCUGAUCGAGGAGGAGGGCAUUGCGCUGCGCGGUCUUUUCCUGAUCGACCCCAGCGGCGUGCUGAGGCAGAUCACCGUCAACGACUUGCCUGUUGGCAGGAGCGUGGAUGAGGCACUCCGUCUGAUCGACGCUUUCCAGUUCACAGACAAGUACGGCGAGGUGUGCCCUGCCAACUGGAACCCGGGCAUGGACACGAUCAAGGCGACGCCUGAGGGCAUCAAGGAGUACCAUGGCCGGAACGGCGAUGAGAAGAUGAGUGAUGCCAAGGUUACCAAUGGUGCGCACUAG